AUGUGGGUUGAUACGGCUUCGCUGAAGAUUCUCGGAGUUAUGGAUAGAAAUUUGGAGAUUGAGGAGGACUACUGUAAGAAAUAUGGAAAUGGGACUGGCGUUUAUGAUCCAAAAGAAUCGCCAUUUACUGGCUGGGACAACUUCUACUAUCUUUGUAUUUUCUCCUUGAUUGCAGGCACAACUUGGUACGCUAUAUUCUUCAACAGAGUCAAACAGCUUCAAAAAACUCCAGUCGAAGAAUUUCGUUUGGAGAAGAAAAGUGAAAUCUUUUUGAACGAAAAUGACAAUAAAUAA
Messenger RNA from Oikopleura dioica, 294 nucleotides. NCBI's taxonomy places the organism in Eukaryota, Metazoa, Chordata, Appendicularia, Copelata, Oikopleuridae. The record is from the annotation of a GenBank genome assembly.